Messenger RNA from Rhodotorula graminis WP1, 1593 nucleotides. RefSeq lists its product as uncharacterized. Bases 1 to 1593 code for a protein of 530 amino acids. The record is from RefSeq and is a predicted model, not a curated record. The transcript is spliced from 6 exons. Lineage: Eukaryota; Fungi; Basidiomycota; Microbotryomycetes; Sporidiobolales; Sporidiobolaceae.
AUGGGAGGCGCCAUCGAGCUGCUCUCGCCUCCGUCGUCGCCGGUUCCAGGCCGGCCGUCGUUCGCCCCUCGCACUCGUUACCGACCCUCUCUUACGACCGUCGGCUGGAUCCUCCUCUACGCCGCCACCUUCCUCGUCUACCAGCAUCAGCUUCGCGCCGGCGGUCCGAGCGGCCCCACCUCGACCUCCCUCUCGCUCAGCGACGCCGCCGGCUCGUCGCUCGCGACGACGUCGUGCGAGGUCUGCCACCUCGACCCUUCGAACCCGUUGUGCGAGUACGGGCUCGACAACAUCCGCACGUCGAGGGCAUACGAGGGAAGCGGCGCGAGGCUGCGGCGGGUCCUGCAGCGCGCUCUCGCCGGCGAGGAGAUCGAGGUCGGGGUCAUCGGCGCGAGUGUGACGCAGGGUCAUGGGCUGGCGCCGGGCAAGCAGCGGUGGGAGGACCGGUGGUUCGACGACUUUCGCGCGCUCUUCCCCAAGGCCAAGAUGCACGUCGGCGCGGUUGCGGCGACCGACAGCCGAUUCUUCUCGUACUGCUUCGAGGCCGUCGUUCCUCGCGACCUCGACCUUUACCUCGUCGAGCUCGACGUCAACAACGCGCCAGGCCCUCAAACUCUUCGCGACGACGACGCCCUGAUGCGCGGGCUCCUUCAGCUCCCGCAAGAGCCCGCCGUCGUGCGCAUCUCGGCGUUCACGACCAUCUUCAACGAGCUCGCUCGAGGCGCCAUCAGCUCCCUCAUCACGUCCCAGUUCUUCGACGUGCCCGUUAUCGGCAUCCGCAACUUCCUCCUUCCGCAAGUGAUCCGCCACCGCGAGACGGCCGAGGAGCUCUUCGGCCUCGACCAGGGCGGUCACCGCGACUAUCGCCACAUUGGCCACGUCAGCCACGCGGCAAUGGCCGACAUGCUGUCGCUCUUCAUCCGCAAGGAGGUGUGCGAGGCGCAGCGCCGAGCCGUCAUGCCGCCUUCGCCAGCUUUCGAGAAGAGCGGACCGUGGCCCGGCGAGGCAGACCAGGGCAAGGUGCCCGAGCUGGCGCUGUGGAGCUCGUGGAUCAACCCGGAGCCUCUCGUGCCCGUGACGCCCAUGUGCCAGUCGACGAUGUGCCCGCUCUCGCCGCUCCAGGUCCUGUCGCACUCGCCGACGUUCGAGUUCGUCACCUGGAACGACAAGCACGCUUGGGCCUCGUCGACGCCGGGCGCCCAGAUCCGCAUAAAGUUCCGCGGCACCAAGGUCGGCGUGUUCGUCUACGCCUCGAACGGCCGAGGCGCCGACGAGGCGAGCGCCGACCCGGCCGUGCGCAAGGUCCACGCGCCCGGUCAGGCGCUGUGCUGGGUCGAGGAGCCCGACAUGACCGAGGACGAGUGGCGCGAGAGGUACGGCGGCGACAACGUCGAGGAGGAGAAAGAUGGACCGGCGGCGGCGCAGACCUGGUUCGUCACGACGCACUGGCCGAACAAGCCGGCGCCGCAGCCCGAGUUCGUCGAGAUGGCCGAGGGGUUGGACGUGGGCGAGCACGUCCUCGCCUGCGAGGUGUCCAAGGAGACAACGUCGGGUGGUCACCUUUGGCGCAUCAUGGGCAUCGCGAGCCAGUGA